GCCUUAUUUAUGUAGCAGACGGCGGCUAUUUACGGUUAGCUGAUUUACUCUGCUGAGAGCAAAUACAUUACAGUUUAUUUAGGUAUUUAGGUAUAUAGUCACCUAUUCAAUAUGUCCUUUUGUUCAUUUCUGGGAGGCGAGAUCUAUAAAGACCACUUCAAACCGGGUUUGUAUGUGUGCUCCCAAUGUGGGCAUCAGCUGUUCUCCAGCAGAUCAAAGUACGAGCAUUCAUCCCCAUGGCCUGCCUUCACUGAGACCAUCCGUGAGGACAGCGUGACCAAAAUGAUGGAGACGCCAUCAGCCUUCAAGGUGCUGUGUGGAAAGUGUGGCAAUGGACUGGGUCAUGAAUUCAUUAAUGAUGGGCCAACGGAGGGGCAGUCACGCUUCUGAAUAUUCAGUAACUCGCUGAAGUUUGUCCCUAAAGACAAGGUUGACAGAAAGUAAAGCGAGCUGGUGGAGUAGAGAAGACAGUGAGAAUGUGUUGAGUAAUGCUGUUUUUGUCUUAACUGUGGCCAGUUCUUGAAGUGUGCUGGAAAAAGCCCACAACGGGACAUUCAGUACGCAGAUGUCUAAGUGGCCACACUGAGAAAGAAAUGGAUGCAUUGAUAUUUAUAUUCAAAUAUGCACACUCAGUUGUGUACAGAAUUACACAAGGAUGGCCUCAUAAGCUUUUAAAUAAAAUGUAGGAAUUUUUUUUUUCUUUUUAAUGAUCACACUUUUUAGCAAUAGGGGAAUCCCCUAUUUGAGAUUCUACCGUAUUCAGAUAACUUGGGGCUGUUUUCUAGCAUUCCCCUGUCACUGCAAUGUUCCAUAAUAUCCAGGUGGGCUUUCUGCCCUAGGAUAGAGGCUCUUCAGAUCAACUUCAGUAUGAAAAAUUAAAUGUGUGUUUUUUUUUUUUUUUUUUUUUUAAGUUCUCAUUCAAGAUUUGUCUUGUCUCGGCUAUAUAAGAUCAGAAAGUAUAGUAGAAGUUAUAUCCUGUAGGGUUUGGCAAUACUGGUAUAUUUUUUUCCAUCAGUGAUGACUCUUUGGAAACCCAGAGGAAAAUGUUUAACUUUGUCUAUGCACGGAUGAGACACCAACUGUCUGUUCCAGUCCCUUUUUCUAUUGCUACCUCUGGUGUUGCUGUCCUCAUUAUCUUUGUCUUGGCUGAAGUAAGAGGCACCGUUUCCUCUUGUCAUUGAGUGAAUAGAUGCUACACAAACAACUGUGGUGACUAUUAAAAGUCACAUACAUGCAGCAUACAAAUGUAUUAAGCAAUAAAGGAUGUUUGGAUGAGGAAGGAAAUGCAUUGUCAUUGGAUACCAUUGCAGUUUAGAAGACCGUUGCACACAUGCCCCUGGUUUAAAGUUUGUGUCUUUUAAAUACUGACUGAACUUUAACUGGGCAGGCCUUGUGACUCAUUAAUCAGCUCUCAUUCACCAUUCACUGUUAAAUGAAUGACUGCAUUAUUGUGAUGUGAAGCAGGUUUACUCAUUUACACUACAAUGAGAUUUGAAGCACAGAGGCUCUGAUCAUUUCCAUACCUUACCCUGUCUUUAAUUACAAACUUGUGUUGAUUGGAAAAUGGGUUACUAGCUUAGCACAGAGUUCCUUCAAGAGUUAUUUUAAAACCACUUUUAAUGAAUGCAAAUAAUCCUGCUUCACGGUCUGUGACAAAAGUAAA
Messenger RNA from Megalops cyprinoides (Indo-Pacific tarpon), 1663 nucleotides. RefSeq names its product methionine sulfoxide reductase B1b (gene msrb1b). Gene Ontology annotation, molecular function: peptide-methionine (R)-S-oxide reductase activity. The record is from RefSeq and is a predicted model, not a curated record. The transcript has 4 exons. Lineage: Eukaryota; Metazoa; Chordata; Actinopteri; Elopiformes; Megalopidae.